AUGGCGUCGUCCAAGCUCGUCCCGUCCAAUCCUUCGGACGUGAUGGUCAUCCGUGAUCUCACCCCCAACCUCACCACUCUCUCCGUCCCCUUUCUCCGUGCCGGCGCCAUUCGGAUCGGCGGACGUGCUACCCUCGCUCGUCUCCCUACGGGCAACCUCGCCGUCUUCUCGCCCGUCGCCUUGACCCCCGAGGUCCGAACCAAGAUUGACGAAUUGGCUGGACCCCGGGGAGGUACCGUCUCCCAUAUUGUCGCCCCUGACCUCGAGCACCACAUCUUCCUUUCCGAAUGGAAAUCCGCUUUUCCCGGCGCCAAGCUCAUCGGCCCUGCCGGUCUCCCCGAGAAGCGAGCGAAGACCGCCGCUCAGCACAACCCGGACCCGCGCAUCAAAGACGACCCUUUCGCCGUCGUCUUCCCCCUCGGCGACGAGGCGAAGAAGCGGUCCGUCAAAGUGGACCCGGACUUCGACGCUGCCUUCGACUACGAAUUCGUCGACGCCCAUGCCAACCGCGAGAUCGCCUUCUUCCACCGCCCGGACCGCACCCUCAUCCAGGCCGAUCUGCUCUUCAACCUUCCCGCCCACGAGCAGUACUCGCGCGUCCCCGAGGACCAGCGCUCGACCUCACGACUCGCUGAUCGCAUUUUCACCGCCCUUCAGACCACCGAAGGUGACUUGACCUGGGUCCGCCGUUUCCACUGGCACGUCGCCUCUCGCCGUAACCGCCCCAGCUUCAAUGCCAGCAUCAGGCGCAUCAACCAGUGGGACUUUGUCAACAUUGUGCCUUGCCAUGGUGAGACCAUGCUAGGCGAUGGCAAAGAGAGGUUCCGGAACGUUUUCGCCUGGCAUCUGCAAGACGAGCCCAAAUAA
Messenger RNA from Sodiomyces alkalinus F11, 867 nucleotides. RefSeq lists its product as hypothetical. The transcript has a single exon. The record is from RefSeq and is a predicted model, not a curated record. Bases 1 to 867 code for a protein of 288 amino acids. NCBI's taxonomy places the organism in Eukaryota, Fungi, Ascomycota, Sordariomycetes, Glomerellales, Plectosphaerellaceae.